UGCAGUAGUCAGGUGAUUGCGUAGGCCACAUGACCGGAGAUCAGUCAAGUCACAUGAGCACUGUUUACUUUAGCUUGCAAAUUCUGCAGUUCGUGAGACAGCAGUCCGGCGAGUUGCAAAAGAAGGGAUUUGGUCCUCCAACUAGACGUUGAGGAAAAAUGAGGCUUGUGAUCUUGGAGGACUAUGACCAGGCGAGUGAAUGGGCUGCCAAGUACAUUCGGAACCGAAUCGUCCAAUUCAGGCCGACCGCUGACAAAUACUUUACUUUGGGAUUACCCACAGGAGGCACUCCUCUUGGCUGUUACAAAAAGCUAAUCGAAUAUCACAAAAGUGGAGACCUGUCAUUCAAGUAUGUCAAAACAUUCAACAUGGAUGAGUACGUGGGGCUUCCGCGGAAUCACCCGGAAAGCUACCACUCCUACAUGUGGAACAACUUCUUCAAGCACAUCGACAUCGACCCCGCCAACGCCCACGUCCUGGACGGCAACGCGGACGACCUGCAGGCGGAGUGCCAAGACUUUGAGCGCAAAAUCGCGGAGGCUGGCGGGAUUGACCUCUUCGUUGGCGGCAUUGGGCCCGAUGGACACAUUGCCUUCAACGAGCCCGGCUCCAGCCUGGUCUCCCGGACCCGAGUGAAGACCCUGGCCCAGGACACCAUACUAGCCAACGCCAGGUUUUUCGGGAACGACUUGUCAAAGGUCCCCACCAUGGCUCUGACGGUCGGCGUUGGCACGGUGAUGGAUGCCCGAGAGGUGAUGAUUUUAAUAACGGGGGCCCACAAGGCCUUCGCCCUGUACAAAGCCAUCGAGGAGGGCGUGAACCACAUGUGGACCGUGUCGGCCUUUCAGCAGCACCCCCGCACCAUAUUCGUGUGUGACGAGGACGCCACCCUGGAGCUGAGGGUCAAAACGGUCAAGUACUUCAAAGCGCCCAGCGGGAGAGCAGAAACUGAUGAAUUGGCACGGUAGUGAAAGGGCUGAUGCAUGUACACAACAAGCUUGUGGACCCUGUGAGCACCGUGAAGGACUACAAGAACUGAGAGAACGUUUCAUUUAAUCGAUGUAACUGGCGCCUAACGCUGGGGUGAUGGUAGAGAAAAUCGAUGAGGUCAAGGCCUUAAUUCUUUUGUACUGUAAAGUGGAAAACUUUGGAGGGUGCGCAUUUAGGUCACUAUGGAGGGUGGGAACCUUAGGAUUCGCAUUUCAGUGUGCCCACUGUCCAGUCAAAUUCUUCAUCCGUUCAUUUCAAAGUGAAUUUUUCAUAACACAUUUCAGUGGGUCACCUUAAGGGAUGCCAAAAAAAAACAAACAAAAAAAAAAACACCCCCCACAUUUCAAAGCCUUUACUGUCGUGUAAGAAACGGCUGGUUCUGUGGAGGCCAGGAAAGACCUUUUGUUAGACCAGGGGUAACCAACCCUGUUCCUGGAAAUCGACUGUCCAACCCUAACAAAGCGCUCUCCUUUCAUCAGCUGGACAUCUGCUGAUAGGUGGAGUCAGGUGUGCCAAAUUAGGAUUGAAAUGAAACCCUACAGGAUGGUGAAUCUCCAGGAACAGGGUUGGCAACCCUUGGGUGAACCAAUCAAGCAUUCAUCAGUCAGCACAGUGAUGGCAGCCUGCCGAAUGUAAGCUUGAUGCAACAACCUAAGCACUUUAUUCGUCUAAGGAUAGUAUAAUUUCCCCUAAGAACUCAGAAUGGGAUCCAUUUAUUGGCUGUUGAAAAGUAAGGACAAACCUGGGUGCCAAUUAAAUGGUGUUGAAUCUCUGAAGUGUAUCUGAAGGUGUGGUAUGGGCAAGGCCAGAAUUUCUGCACAUUCCUUACAGUCCAUUCCCUUGCCCAGUUCCUCGUCCACCCCCCUCCCCCUUCCCCCUUCCCCCUUCCCCCCUGCUCUCUCUCUCUCUCUCCCUCCAUCCAUUUUCCUUAAUCUGAACGCAAUACAGCAGUAGCAGCAGCAGCACUUGCCGGCUGAUAUGCAACAUUCUGUCAACGUUGUCACCACCCUGGAGAGGUUCUGAGAGCGUUGCGUUUCCAUGGUGCUGGGUGUAAUCAGUGCUGUUGUGUGUUGUCAUGGUAUUGCAUUCGUACGGAACUGUUACACAUUAAAAAUCUCACUGUGGAGUGUUCUCGCUAUGGGUAUGCUAAGUUUUUUUUUUGUUGUUUGUUUGUUGUUUUUUAAACCUUUUCGAAACGUUUUAUAUCAGAGUCGGUAUGGUAUAUUCCUUUAUGCCCUGUUGCUCUUGGCAAACCAUUGCCUAUCCUUCAAAUAGCCUUAAAACUUAUUGGAUUUCCUUUCACAUGCAUGCUACCAUACCCACAAAAAAAAAAGUUUUGUACUGUAAGAAUGUCUUUCAGUUGCAAGCGUUUAAUAAAGAAAUGGCUUGCUAACCACA
This is a messenger RNA of Anguilla anguilla (European eel), 2388 nucleotides long. RefSeq names its product glucosamine-6-phosphate isomerase 2. Gene Ontology annotation, biological process: D-glucosamine catabolic process; N-acetylglucosamine catabolic process; carbohydrate metabolic process. The coding region runs from base 159 to 968 and encodes 269 amino acids. The transcript is spliced from 8 exons. Lineage: Eukaryota; Metazoa; Chordata; Actinopteri; Anguilliformes; Anguillidae. Gene Ontology annotation, molecular function: identical protein binding; glucosamine-6-phosphate deaminase activity. Gene Ontology annotation, cellular component: cytoplasm. The record is from RefSeq and is a predicted model, not a curated record.